AUGACUCUGGUCCUGCGCAAUGGAGCCACCAUUCAAGUGCAGAGCAUCCUCAAAGCCAGUAGGCCCAUGCGACUACAAAUUGACACAACGUCGCACCCAACAUGGACUGGGGAGAAGAGUGCGCUGAGUGGCCAGGAUGGGAGAGCUGCAGAGUUCUUGCGCAAGUUUGCCAAGCCUGGCGACACCGCAGCGGCCAAGGAGUAG
Messenger RNA from Coccomyxa subellipsoidea C-169, 204 nucleotides. RefSeq lists its product as hypothetical. Gene Ontology annotation, cellular component: ribosome. The record is from RefSeq and is a predicted model, not a curated record. Gene Ontology annotation, molecular function: structural constituent of ribosome. The coding region runs from base 1 to 204 and encodes 67 amino acids. Gene Ontology annotation, biological process: translation. The transcript is spliced from 2 exons. NCBI's taxonomy places the organism in Eukaryota, Viridiplantae, Chlorophyta, Trebouxiophyceae, Coccomyxaceae.